UAUUCGAGGAGUGGAAGGAGACCCAAGUAAAGAACGAAUGAUGUUGAAUUUAUUUCAUUCUAGCGGUGGUUAUUGGCGCCUCUUGCGACAAAGACUGACACCUGCAUUUACCAAUUACAAACUGACAAAAAUGUUUCCAUUGAUCGUGACGUGUGCUGAAAAACUACAACUCGCAGCUGGUGAUGUGGUCAAGCGUGGAGGGGUUGUAGAUGCAUUCAACAUGAUGUCACGGUACUCUAUGGAAUGCAUAUGUUCAAGCAGUUUUGGGUUAGAUACAGAUAUAUUGAGUGAAGAAAAUUCAAAAUUUAUGCAAUUAGGAGAAAAAAUUUUUGUAAGAACUGGGUGGCAGACCCAUAUAAUUGCAUUACUUCAAUCAAUUCCGUCUUUAAAGAUCGUAUUCGAAUCUUUCAUCAGAUCUUUUUAUAUAGAUCCAAGAGUGAAACGAGCUUUAAUAGAUUUAGUAAUAAAAUUACGGGAAGAGCGGAACUACAAGGCGAGCGCUCGUAACGAUAUUAUCGAUCUAUUGAUUGAAUUAGAAGCUCUAGGUACAAUGAAAGGUGAAUCAUUCGAAAAGAAAAAUCCCGAUGGGUCACCAGUCGAAAUAGAGCUUGAAAUGGACGUAGAGAUAUUUGCAGCACAAAUAUAUAUUUUCUUCGCAGCAGGCUAUUCUACCUCAGCAAUCGCAACAUCAACAACGUUACAUUAUCUCGCUUUUAACCCUGACGUGCAAAGAAGGAUACAGAAGGACAUAGACGAAGUAUUUGCGAAACACGAUAACAAAAUUUGUUAUGAAUCGAUCUCCGAGUUGAAAUUAUUGGAGAUGGCUUUGAAGGAAUCGAUGAGGCUAUUUCCACCGUCCAAUCCUAUGUCACGUAUAUGUACAAAGAAAUAUACUUUUCCAGGGACUGAUGUAACUAUAGAUCCGGGUGUCAGGGUUGUAAUACCAACCCGUGCUCUUAACUAUGAUGAAAAAUUAUAUGAAAAUCCCACAGAAUAUAGACCUGAGAGAUUCUUACCCGAAGAGAUAAAUAAGAGGCCCAAGUACACUUUCUUAGCGUUUGGUGAGGGACAAAGGAAAUGUAUUGGAUACAGACUAGGUACAAUGCAGUCCAUCGCCGGCGUAGCAGCAAUCCUGCAAAAAUUCUCAGUGGUUCCGGCGCCAAACUCUAAGAAGGAUCUUAAGAUUAACCGUAAAGUCUUUCACGUCCAACAGGUGGAAGGGGGAUUGCCUGUGAAGUUGGUUCACAGGACAUCUGUGAAUUAACAUUUGAAACGAACGAUGCUGUGCAAAAAAUUGAUGGAUAUAAAGCGAUUUCCCGCUUCCGAAAUAGCUAUUAAAUGCAUAACUGUAUUGUAUGACCUAUUAAAUGCAUAACUG
Molecule: messenger RNA, 1378 nt
Organism: Zerene cesonia (dogface butterfly)
Lineage: Eukaryota; Metazoa; Arthropoda; Insecta; Lepidoptera; Pieridae
Product: cytochrome P450 6B6-like
Exons: 2
Coding region: 38-1264 (408 amino acids)
Molecular function (GO): monooxygenase activity; iron ion binding; oxidoreductase activity, acting on paired donors, with incorporation or reduction of molecular oxygen
Source: RefSeq, a predicted model, not a curated record